UAAGCGAAUCACUUAAUGCCCCUGUCGCUAAGAAUUCUUCAAUUACUUACCAAAUUGAUUUCGGUUUUUUUGCAGCAAUACGGUGGUGCCACCCAUUUUGACGAAUCAGAACCUUGGAUGAUCGGUGCUGGUUCUGGAAUAGAUUUAUACCAGGUGGCAGCGCAUGAGUUUGGUCAUGCUCUUGGACUCAGUCAUUCUGACCGAAAGGAUGCUCUUAUGGCGCCCUUCUAUAAAAGAUCAUGGACGAACGAUCUCUACGAUGAUGAUAUACAGGGCAUCCAGAGAUUGUACGGUGGAAAAUCUGGGGGAACACCAGCAACACCACCCGAGGCACCAGCAGCACCACCACCAAAAACACCACCUCCACGCAGAAAUAGGCCAAGAUUGCCAGGGGUUCUUCCCUAG
Molecule: messenger RNA, 405 nt
Organism: Harmonia axyridis
Lineage: Eukaryota; Metazoa; Arthropoda; Insecta; Coleoptera; Coccinellidae
Product: matrix metalloproteinase-16-like
Exons: 1
Coding region: 16-405 (129 amino acids)
Biological process (GO): extracellular matrix organization; proteolysis; collagen catabolic process
Cellular component (GO): extracellular matrix
Molecular function (GO): metalloendopeptidase activity; zinc ion binding
Source: RefSeq, a predicted model, not a curated record